Messenger RNA from Trichobilharzia regenti, 2205 nucleotides. Lineage: Eukaryota; Metazoa; Platyhelminthes; Trematoda; Strigeidida; Schistosomatidae. The record is from the annotation of a GenBank genome assembly.
AUGAAUUGCCAUCCAACUACCUGGAGAGACAAUACCACUAUUAAUCCAUCGAAUCAUCCAAUCGACCUUCAUGAAACACCUAAAAGGCGAUGUGGAGAUUCCUCUUGGGAUUGGUCUAAUCUAGAAGAUUGUAAACUUCUAGAUCACGUUUCUCGACAUGGUGAAAGUCGUUGGCAACUUAUUGGAAAAAGACUAGGCAAACCAGCUUUGCAGUGUUCUGAAAGAUACUUAAAGCAUUUACUGCCACAAAUGUCAGGAUCUAGUAAAACAUAUACAACUUUACUACAGCACAGUGUAUUACCGCAAACUGUUCUAACUUCGGAACAAAAUUUAACUUGGACAAAAGAGAAUGAUUCAGCUUUAAUCCAAUUGCAUUUAACGCAUGGAUCAAAUUGGGAGUUGAUAGCUAAUCGGUUAACUACACAAGGCAAUUGUUCACAAAAGAAAAUUACCGCCUGGGAUGUAAGACAAAGAUAUGAACAAGUUGUACAAAAGUAUUGGCCAUUAGAUGAUCAAGAAAAUCGUCCAUUAUCUAGUCUAUUAUUUCGUAAUUCCUUAGUAUCUUGGUCAAACAAUUUGAAAAAUAAUAAUAAUAGUAAUGAUAGUAAUAGCAAUAUUACAGUGUCAAAUCCCGGUGAUCAACCAUUGAAUCAGACUUCUCGACCUGCUUACAUAAUCCCUCUCUCAUCAUUAAAGUCGAAAUCAGAAGUAACGGCAACAACGAAAACGGGCAGUUGGAAAAUUCGUUUAAUGCAACCUACGCAUGAUUCAGGAUUCAGCGAAUCUGGUCUAUCAAAUAUUUCACAAUCUGCAAGUAGUUCCCAACAAUCACUCAGAUGUUCGGCUGUGAAGGCUAUGGCCAACAGCUCCCUCAAUUCCCUGUUGUCUACAUCUACUCCAGUGGAUUUAAUUAAAGAUAAUCCAUAUAGCGGUAGUAGUAGUAGUAGUAUUACUAGUCCAGACAAAAAACUUGACUUCAGUCUUUCAUCUUUCAUUAAACAUGAAUCUCCACUGAGACAUCUUGAAUCAGAUAUUGACGAUCAUACGGCUUCAUCAUCUUCUGCCUAUAGCUUCCCUAAUGAAUAUUCUUCAAGAUUAACUAUUUCACCAUCACUUGAUGAUGAUCAGACACCAACAGGAGGAGGAGCAGGAGGUGUAUCCAAUGAUUUGUUAAAUGUUAUGACCACAUCGAUUGAUGAUCAUCAACAUGAUUUUGUUAUACAAACACCUACAAAAGCGUUGAGUGAAGCUGAUCAAUUAUCAUUUCAUUUAGCUAGUCCACCAGUUGUUCUAGGCAUUGAAGGACGAUAUGCUUAUAAUAAUAAUGGUAGAUUUGAUAUAGAAAAAACACCGGAUAGUCAGUCAUAUGCAGAGGAUAGAUCUUUGCAAAGGCGGAGACCUUUAUGUACCAGGUUAUUUGAUGAUACUUCAACAUAUACAGAAUAUAGCAAUAGUAAUAAUCGGUUAAAGAGAAGUUAUCCAACAUCCUCGUAUGAUAAAUGUAAUUCCAAUUGUCUAGCUGUUUUGACUGCUACAGCUACUGCAUGGAAUCUUUCACGCUUACCAUCUGCAUCGUUGUUGGCGAUGACUGCUGCAGCAAAAAUGAAAACAACAACAGCAAUGUCGUUGACUGUUGCACAGAAAUCCAGACUAUCCUGUGCACUUGCCAAUAAUAAUAAUAAGUUGAAGGAUAAUAACAGAUUCAAUUCAGAUGCAUACAAAUCUUCACUUACUUAUUCAUCAAAUGGUAGAGAUUCUAUGAUGCAGUAUUAUCAUGAUCUUUCAUCUUAUAAAUCCUCCCAACAACAAGCAUCUUGUAGUAAUGUUAUCACCUGGGAUCCAUUAACCCCAUUAGAGUUUCCAAUAAGACAACAACCACAGUUAAUGCUACGACGUGUUGUUCAAGUCGGUGAUGAUAUGUCUUGGCGUAAAGUUGCUUUCGGUGAUAAUGACGAUAGUCAAAGUUUAUAUGAAUUGGCUAAAUCAUUCAAUGAGAAGUUUACUGGUAGUAAAUUAUUAUUUUCAAAAAAAUCAUCAUCUGCAGUAGCAGUAGCAGCAGCCGGAGGAGCGUCUCGUAAUGGACGUAAUGAUUCCUCUGUCCAGCCUAAAAUCACUGCUUCGUCUUCAUCAUCAUCAGCAGCAGCAACAUCCUCCUCGUCCUCCUCCGCGGUAUCUCAUGAAACAAAAACACCAACACAACGAUGA